AUGCUCCUUGAUCACCUUGAGUGGGCCAUUCAAGGUGUAAUAAUCGAAGAGAAUGAUGAUCAUAUGAUGGAAGAGGUUCACUUGUUUGACGACAUGGAUGCAAAAACCCGUAGGCUCUUAAAGAUUUACAUCAAACUCGGUUGGAAAAAACUGAACGAUUACUAUGAUAAACUGACCUCGACCGCCUAUGUGGCGGCGGUUGUAUUCCAUCCGAGUAAGAAAUGGCGAGCUUUAGAGCAGCUUUGGAAUCAGCUGCCGUCUCGUCAGACAUCAGGGUGGAAAAAAGCUUACGCCGGGAACUUGACAAGCAUCUGGGAGGAAAAUUACAAGCACAUGGCUCACGAGCCAGCCUGCAAUGCCAUGUCAGCAUCUGGAAGCCAUGAUGCCUUGGACUACAUUGAGCGCCGAUUGGCGUUUAGUCGAUCAAUCGUUCGUCAAGACGCCGAAGGACUACAAAGUAAACGGCCAAAACAGCCAACCGCACUCCCAACACAAGACGAGCUCGAUCAAUACCUGUCUGAGCCGCUGGUAGAUAACAUCGCCUACAAAGCCGAUCCGAUUGCUUGGUGGAGAGACGUUGGCGCUGUGCGGUUUCCCCAGCUCUCUUACAUGGCGGUUGAUUUCCUCACAAUUGCGUCGUCUUCCGCCGAAACAGAGAGAGACUUCAGCAGUUGCGGGAGGAUGGUCACACCGCUCAGAUGCCGCCUACGACGUCACAUAGUUGGCAUGGCACAAUGCCUUCGAUCGUGGAGUAGGGCUGGCAUUUAUCAACCACAUCUCCCUCUAGAUCUCCUUGAAGGAGAUAAUUGGAGACAAGUACUUCAGUUAAUAGGCAGAGUCAACGGAGAUAUGAAGGACCAGGACUAG
Messenger RNA from Pochonia chlamydosporia 170, 867 nucleotides. RefSeq lists its product as hypothetical. The record is from RefSeq and is a predicted model, not a curated record. Gene Ontology annotation, molecular function: protein dimerization activity. The transcript has a single exon. Bases 1 to 867 code for a protein of 288 amino acids. Lineage: Eukaryota; Fungi; Ascomycota; Sordariomycetes; Hypocreales; Clavicipitaceae.